Staurois parvus is the source of this 555-nucleotide messenger RNA. Lineage: Eukaryota; Metazoa; Chordata; Amphibia; Anura; Ranidae. The record is from the annotation of a GenBank genome assembly.
AUGGGUUUGGGAUUAUCACCUUUGGAGCCUUUUAGUCCUCUAGAACCUUUUUUUCCAGGAGCUCCACGAAGUCCUUUCAUGCCAAAAUUGCCUUUUGGGCCUGCAGGACCUAUUGAGCCUGGAGCCCCCAUCUCACCUUUGUCCCCUUUUGAUCCAGGUUCUCCUUUCUCUCCUCGCUCUCCUUCUAAACCUGGUAUACCAUUCAAUCCAGCAUCUCCUUUAAUACCUUUAUCCCCUUUUACUCCUCUCUCCCCGGUUCCUCCUAUUUCUCCCUUUUCUCCCAUGUCUCCAAUAUUUCCUUUUUCUCCUAAAUCUCCUUUCUCUCCUUUGUCCCCUUUCUCACCAUCAACGCCUAUUAGACCUUGGUCUCCCUUUUCUCCCCUGUCCCCCUUUGUGCCAUUUUCACAUAUAUCUCCUUUAUUUCCUUUUUGUCCUUUCAUGCCAGCAAGUCCAACAUUUCCUUUUUCUCCUUUCGGCCCCAUUUCACCUAAAAGUACAAAGACACAUAUUGAGUAUCAGAUUUUAGGACAUAAAGUGUUACAGAAUCAAAUGUAA